AUGCGUGGUUACAACAAGUUUGCACCUAGUCCUCACUACGUCGACAAUACUUCAACAUGUGUUCAACAUUUUACUUGUAAAGCUUAUGCAUUAGAAUCCGACAUGAGGUUCAUCAACGUAUACUUCUUUGCUCUUCUGGUGCCCUUGUGCUAUCCACUUAUUCCAAUUCAAUGCUGUUUAGAAAAGAUGUGCUUCGACAAAUGCGAUGGUGACAAAACUCCAAGACAGUACUUUCUUUGUCUUGCCCUUUGUGGUGGCAAAUUCCAGUCAAAAUGGGUUAGUAUGAUGAAGCCAGAGUGGAGCUUUUCCAGCUAGAGCUAUCACCGCUUGUUAUGCACAGACAUCAAAAUAAAGAGUGAUCAGAAAA
Messenger RNA from Cylicocyclus nassatus, 367 nucleotides. The record is from the annotation of a GenBank genome assembly. Lineage: Eukaryota; Metazoa; Nematoda; Chromadorea; Rhabditida; Strongylidae.